AUGGCUGAUAAUACCGGUGUCGGUACCGGUGCUCUUGUUUUGCGAGACGUGUCAUGGCUCGUGAACUUCAUGGCCCAUAUUGGCCCGGCCUAUAAGCCGUACGAUAAGUAUAUUAACCCGCGUGAGAGUCGAACGGUUACCUACCUGGCCCUGGGAGAGGGUUAUUAUAACUAUCACCACACGUUCCCCGGAGACCACUCGGCCUUCGAGUACGGGUGGAAAGACAACUGGAAUAUAGCGACGGCUUUCAUAGAUAUGUUUGGAUUGAAUGGGCGCAUAUUCGCCGCAUUUGGCAUAUUAUGCGGCGCCCACCGCCUCUGGUCUCACCGCUCAUACAAAGCCAAAUGGCAACUCCGGGUGCUGUUGGCCGGCCUACAGACCCUCGCCCUACAGAACUCAAUAUACGAGUGGUGU
This is a messenger RNA of Oppiella nova, 414 nucleotides long. NCBI's taxonomy places the organism in Eukaryota, Metazoa, Arthropoda, Arachnida, Sarcoptiformes, Oppiidae. The record is from the annotation of a GenBank genome assembly.